Messenger RNA from Heterocephalus glaber (naked mole-rat), 6266 nucleotides. It is a transcript of the gene Ush1c, whose product is annotated as USH1 protein network component harmonin. Gene Ontology annotation, biological process: inner ear receptor cell stereocilium organization; retinal cone cell development; sensory perception of sound. Gene Ontology annotation, molecular function: protein binding. Gene Ontology annotation, cellular component: stereocilium tip; photoreceptor inner segment; stereocilia ankle link complex. NCBI's taxonomy places the organism in Eukaryota, Metazoa, Chordata, Mammalia, Rodentia, Bathyergidae. The record is from RefSeq and is a predicted model, not a curated record.
AAGGAGUGGCCUGGAGGCUGACUAGCGGACAGAACUCACGUCCAACCCAGCUUAGGCCAGGAUGGAACAAGGCAGAGUCACCCUGACAUAGAUGUCACAGAAGAAUUCAGUGGCAGGUUGCUUGCAGCAGGGAGGAUGUGCUAUCUGAGCGAGUGGCCCAAGUCUUUUCUGAAAGCAUUUAUCCGGCACUACAGCCACCAUCAGGUGGAUUUCCUGAUUGAAAAUGACGCAGAGAAGGACUACCUCUAUGACGUGCUGCGGAUGUACCACCAAACCAUGGACGUGGCUGUGCUUGUGGGAGACCUGAAGCUGGUCAUCAGUGAGCCCAGCCGCCUGCCAUUGUUUGAUGCCAUCCGGCCCCUGAUCCCGCUGAAGCACCAGGUGGAAUAUGACCAGCUGACCCCGCGGCGCUCCAGGAAGCUGAAGGAGGUGCGUCUGGACCGUCUGCACCCCGAAGGCCUUGGCCUCAGCGUGCGGGGUGGCCUGGAGUUCGGCUGUGGACUCUUCAUCUCCCACCUCAUCAAAGGCGGCCAGGCAGACAGUGUCGGGCUGCAGGUAGGGGAUGAGAUCGUCCGGAUCAACGGGUAUUCCAUCUCCUCCUGCACCCACGAGGAGGUCAUCAACCUCAUCCGGACCAAGAAGACCGUGUCCAUCAAAGUGAGACACAUUGGCCUGAUCCCUGUGCAGAGCUCUCCUGAUGAGCCCCUCAAAUGGCAGUAUGUGGAUCAGUUUGUGUCGGAAUCGGGGGGUGGACGGGGCAGCCUGGGCUCCCCCGGGAAUCAGGCAAGCAAGGAGAAGAAGGUCUUCAUCAGCCUGGUGGGCUCCCGGGGCCUUGGCUGCAGCAUUUCCAGCGGCCCCAUCCAGAAACCCGGCAUCUUCAUCAGCCAAGUGAAGCCCGGCUCGCUGUCUGCGGAGGUGGGGCUGGAGACAGGGGACCAGAUUGUGGAAGUCAAUGGCAUUGAUUUCUCCAACCUGGACCACAAGGAGGCCGUGAACGUGCUGAAGAGUAGCCGAAGCCUGACCAUCUCCAUUGUAGCCGGAGCUGGCCGGGAGCUGUUCAUGACAGAUCGGGAGCGGCUGGCGGAGGUGCGGCAGCGUGAGCUACAGAGACAGGAGCUGCUGAUGCAGAAGCGGCUGGCCAUGGAGUCCAACAAGAUCCUCCAGGAGCAGCAGGACAUGGAGCGGCAAAGGAGAAAGGAAAUUGCCCAGAAGGCGGCAGAGGAAAACGAGAGGUACCGGAAGGAGAUGGAACAGAUCAUGGAGGAGGAAGAGAAGUUUAAGAAGCAGUGGGAAGAAGACUGGGGCUCAAAGGAGCAGCUCCUCUUGCCCAAAACCAUCACCGCUGAGGUGCAUCCAGUUCCCCUUCGCAAACCAAAGUAUGAUCAGGGAGUGGAGCCUGAGCUCGAGCUUGAAGACCACCCGGAUGGAGGCACAGAGGAGCAGGGAAAGCAGAAAGGAAAAGAUAAGAAGAAAGCCAAGUAUAACAGCUUGCAGGAGUUGAGAAAGAAUAAGAAGGAACUGGAGUUUGAGCAAAAGCUUUACAAAGAGAAAGAGGAAAUGCUGGAGAAGGAAAAACAACUAAAGAUCAACCGAUUGGCCCAGGAGGUAUCUGAGACGGAGCGGGAAGACUUUGAGGAAUCCGAAAAGACCCAGUACUGGGUGGAAAGGCUCUGUCAGACUCGCCUUGAGCAGAUUUCCUCUGCUGAUAAUGAGAUUCCAGAGAUGACCACAGGGCCCCCACCUCCCGCACCUUCUGUGUCUCCCCUGGCCCCACCCUUGAGACGCUUCGCAGGUGGCCUGCACCUCCACACCACUGACCUGGAUGACAUCCCCUUGGACAUGUUCUACUAUCCCCCCAAGACUCCCUCGGCCUUGCCUGUGAUGCCCCACCCUCCACCCUCCAACCCCGCUUCCAAGGUCCCCGCACUCCCUGUGCUUCCUUCCUCGGGCCACGUGAGUGCGUCAUCCUCACCCUGGGUACAGCGCACUCCGCCCCCCAUCCCCAUCCUGCCCCCUCCAUCCAUUCCCACCCAAGACCUCACUCCUACCCGCCCACUGCCCUCGGCACUGGAAGAGGCCCUGGGCAACCACCCAUUCCGCGCUGGGGACACCGGCAAUGGAUCAGAGGACUGGGAGGCCAAGAACCAUAGUGGGAAGCCCACCAGCUCCCCUGCCCCUGAACGGAGCUUCCCGCCCACCACAAAGACAUUUUGCCCAAGUCCACAGCCUCCACGGGGCCCUGGCGUGUCCACCAUCUCCAAACCUGUCAUGGUCCAUCAGGAGUCCAACUUCAUCUACAGGCCAGCUGUGAAGUCUGAGGUCCUGCCACAGGAGAUGUUGAAGAGGAUGGUGGUUUAUCAGACAGCAUUCAGACAAGAUUUCCGGAAAUAUGAGGAAGGCUUUGAGCCCUACUCCAUGUUCACCCCAGAGCAGAUCAUAGGGAAGGACGUUCGGCUCCUGCGCAUCAAGAAGGAGGGCUCCUUAGACCUGGCCCUGGAAGGCGGUGUGGACUCCCCGAUCGGGAAGGUGGUCGUCUCGGCUGUGUAUGACGGGGGAGCGGCUGAGCGGCAUGCCCCAUUUUCCUGCAGGUGGCCUUGUGAAGGGGGACGAGAUCAUGGCUAUCAAUGGCAAGAUCAUAACAGACUACACCCUGGCCGAGGCGGAGGCCACCCUGCAGAAGGCCUGGAAUCAGGGUGGGGACUGGAUCGACCUCGUGGUUGCCGUCUGUCCCCCCAAGGAGUACGAUGACGAGCUGACUUUUUUCUGAAGUCCCGGGAGAGAAAACAAUUUCACCCCUAGAAAAUGUGAGCCCCAGACCUACCCCUUCGACACAAAGCCUGCCAUCGGUCUUGGAAGUCAGCUGGCAGGUGUCCCUGAAACCCAGUGCGGCACCCAGGAAUUUCCAGCCCUCUGGCCCAGAGCUGGGGCUGGAGAAGGAACACCUCAGGCCACUCUGCUGAAGACCAGCACAGAAGGGAGGAGCAGCCUGUCAUCAUGGCCUGUGACUCUGGCCUCUCCCAGCUCUGGAGACUCCUCCCUUGAGCCUCAUGUAGGACCCUAGUCUCUUCUCUCCACCAGCAUCCUUCUAACCUGUCUCCUGCUGUAAGUGCUGCUGCAAACCGUACUCGGAGCUCAUUGGUAAAAUGAACGUGUUUCUUGGGAAUGAGUUCAAGGCUGUCAAAUAAAAAAUCCUUAAGGUUUUGGUCCCUAUCCAAGGAUGAGAAGCAGGUCCGGUGCUGUGACCUGAGCCUGAUGUGAGGAGGAGAUUAAAUGCCCAGGCUGGCUUGGAGCAGAGAGCUGAGGCAGCAGAAAACCAGGUGGGAGGGGCUUUUGUGUGUCCUUAGUGGAGAGAGGCCAGAAAAAGAAGUCCAGGUGGCAGGGCCUUUGCUCUAUUCCAGAAGCAGGAAGUGUCACCUCAAGGUGUGGAGUCCCUCAGCUUCCCUCAAGGACAGCAGGACCACAGCUAUUUCCCCUGGGGUUAUCCAGACAGGAUGGGAGGGAAGGAGGUGCAGGGAGUCCUCUCCCUCUAUGAGAUGACCUCAAACAGAACCUCAGGGAGAAAGGGAGAGGUGGAAGUAAGAGGGUAUCACCCCAAGGCCUCAGCAGGGACAGAGUUACAGGGACCCAGAACUCUAGCUCCAGGGAAAAAUGGGGUGGCAAAUCCCAUGCAAACCCCAGGCACCUCAUCCAAAUCCAAGAUAAGAAAACAUGACGUCCCUGAAAGUUGGAAAUGAAAAAUGGUUUGAUUUAAUGUGUUCUGGAGGGCCAGCUCUGUCCAUCCCUCGGUGGCAGCCUCAUGGCCUCUUAGUGUCUUCAGCCAUCCUCCCAUCUCUGUCACCAGCUUCCUGGGCUUCUGCAGAGCUCAGCUUGGACAUGCUAUUAAAAUCACUGCCUAGCAGGGAAUGGUGGCAAACACCUCUAACCCCAGCUCUAUGGGACGCUGAGGCAGGAGGACAAGUUCAAGGUCAGAAUGGGCCUCUUAGCAAGACCCAGUCUCAAAAUAAAAAUAAAAAAGGGCUGGGAUGUAGCUCAGUGUGAAGGCCCUGGGUUCAGUUCCUAGUAUUACAAUCAUCAUCAUCAUCAUCAUCAUCAGUGCCUAUCCUAGGUGACCUUUCAGCUACACUUCUACCACCACCUGGCUCAGUUCAAUUGACCUAACUCACCUGAGUUCAGGAAUCAACCCCAGGGCCACUCACCUGUGACUGGCAGGGUAUGUGGGCUACACUGUCACCAAGGAAAUCAAUUUCCUUUAGAAAGUUGUCCCUAUUGAUCCAAAGUACACAGCAGCAGAUUAAUUGGCAUUAAUUAGGUAAGUAGGUGAGCCAGGCAUGGCGGUUCGUUCCUGUAAUCCCAGCACUCUGAGAGGCUGAAGCAAGAAGAUCCAAAGUGAAAGCCUAGCCCAGAUAAUUUAGCAACUUGAUGAAAUGCUGUCUCAAAACUAAAUAAAUAAAAGGCAUAGGGAUGUGGCUCAGUGUCAAGCCCCUGGGUUCAAUCCCCAGGAUUGUUUAAAAAAAAAGGGAGAGGGACUCAGAAAAUUUGUAUAAAGUUGGGGGGCUUAAGUUGAUUCCUAACCUGCUUUGGGGGCCAUUCAGAGUAUGGCCAAGGCUGGAAUCCACAGGAGGACUGAAUCAGACGUGGAGAUCACAUCAGGGACCAAGACUGAGCACUUAAGACAGAAAUGCAGCCAGGCCACUCAUGGUCAUGUGCCACCCAUCCCUCACCACACAAGCUGGACCCAUUGCUUCCAUCCCUAGUCUCUAACCUGCUCUCUGCAGCUGCCCACAGCUCAUCAAAUCCAACCAGCACUGACCCUUGUUGCCACCCUUAGGGUAUAACCCUCAUCCCUAGAUGUCCAGGAAAUCCCCCAUCCCUAGAUGUGGAGGCCAAGGAGGACGUGACUGGGGAGGGGUUCUACUGCACCCCACAGUGGAAACACAACCCUAAAAGGCUGGGAACUCAAGGAUCUCUUUGACUCUGAGCUCUUGGCAUUCUGUCCCUCUCACUGAAGUAGCUUCCCAUAACGUCCCCAGGGUCGCGGAGCUGGCAGCUUUGAGCCUCUCACUUCUGUCUCUGGCAGUCGGGGUGAAAGUGUACGGCCUCCGCUUUUGAGAUGCUCUCUGUGGGCCUGUGUGGGCUGGGAAGCUCAUUCCCAUCUGGCCCCAGCCGAAUUCUCAAGUCUCAGAUUUGGAUAAGAAUCUGUUUCCUGAGCUGAGAGCCCUGUUCUCUCCUGCCCCGUGGUGACACUUCCCUCAUCCCUGGGGCCCAGGCUGGCCCGGCAUCUGUGAGAACUGAAGAGGCAGGCGUGGAACCCUGGAGAGGGCAGGUGGGAGGCCAGAGGGCCACAGCUAUCCUCCUGGGGCCUGAGGUUUGCAGCCUGGGCCUCCCCAUCCCCACUGCUGGCUUAUGUAGCAAUGAUUGCUACCAGCUACCGGGUGUCCCUGACUUAGGGUGACUCCACUGUGAUUUUCUGACUUCACAAUAGUACAAAGGCAAUAGACAUUCAGUAGAAACUUUACUUCAAAUUUUAAAUUUUGAUCAUUUCCCUGGCCAGCAAUAUAUGCAGUGUGAUACUCUCUGACAACCCUGAGCAGUGUGAGCCACAGCUCCUAGUCAGCCACAAGCUCCCCAGGGGAAACAGCCCAUGUUCUACUGUGUACUGUGUUGCUAAGCAUUGUUGAUUGGUAGUUUAGGUGUCUUACAUGCAUUUUUGGCUUAUAAUAUUUCUACCUUGUGAUGGUGCUAUACUUUGCAUCUAGAAUGUCCUCCGAAGGCCUGUGUGAUAAGGCUUAGUGCCCAGCUUGGUCCUAUUGGAAGAUGAUGGGAGCUCUCAGAGGUGGGGCCCAGUGGGAGGCGUUAGGUCUUUGGGGGUGUGUCCUUGAAGGGGACUGUGGCUCCUUUCCUCUCUUUUUGGCUUCUGGCCAUGAGGUGAGGGCCCUUCCACAAUGCACUCCCACUGUGACAUGAUGCCUCACCACAGGCUCAAGAGCAACAGAUCCACUGCUCAUGGACUGAAACCUCCAACUCUGUGAGCCAGAGUGUAACUUUCCUACUUUUAAGUUGAUUAUCUCAGGUAUUUUGCUACAGUAAUGGAAAGUUAACUAACUGAUGAAUUUAGCAAGACCAUGAGUAUCUAAGCUCUUGGCUUACCCGGGCUGCAUUGAGUGGAGAGGAAUUGUCUUAGGCCACAUAUAAAAUUAAUAAUAUAGUUAGUGUAUGUAAGUAACAAAACUUCCUUUAUUUUCUUAUAAUUUUUAUUGCAACAUUUU